This is a messenger RNA of Ananas comosus (pineapple), 1871 nucleotides long. RefSeq names its product protein NRT1/ PTR FAMILY 5.10-like. Gene Ontology annotation, molecular function: tripeptide transmembrane transporter activity; dipeptide transmembrane transporter activity. Gene Ontology annotation, biological process: transmembrane transport; dipeptide transport. Gene Ontology annotation, cellular component: membrane. NCBI's taxonomy places the organism in Eukaryota, Viridiplantae, Streptophyta, Magnoliopsida, Poales, Bromeliaceae. The record is from RefSeq and is a predicted model, not a curated record.
GGAUUCCUCGGAUCCCCUCCUCCAGGCUCGGUCGGAGCCGUUGAGCGGCCUCGUCGACUACCGCGGCCGUCCGAUCUACCGCGCCUCCUCCGGCGGGUGGCCCGCCGCCCUCUUCGUCAUGGGGUUGGAGAUAGCGGAGAGGUUUGCGUACUACGGGGUGGCGUCGAACCUGAUAACGUACCUGACGGGGCCGAUGGGGGAGACGAACGCCGCGGCGGCGGCGGCGGCGAACGCGUGGUCGGGGGCGGCGUCGAUGCUGCCGCUGCUCGGCGCCAUCCUCGCCGACUCCUGCCUCGGCCGAUACCGCACCAUCGCCCUCGCCGCUCUCCUCUACGUCCUGGGCUAUGGCAUGCUGACUCUCUCAUCGACGGUCCCGUCUAUCCGCCCUCCGGAUUGCACGAACUCUGCGAAUCCCUCGGCGUGCCAUCCGUCGCCUUUCCAAGUCGCAUUCUUCUACUUCUCCCUCUACCUACUCGCCUUUGCUCAAGGCGGCGACAAGCCGUGCGGCCUCGCAUUCGGAGCCGACCAGUUCGACCAAAAUGACCCUAAGGAGUGCGUCUCGCGGAGCUCCUUCUUCAAUUGGUGGUACUUCGCCAUGUCCAUGGGCAUCACCAUCGCGGUUAUCGUACUAAGUUAUGUUCAAGAUAACGUCGGUUGGGGCCUCGGCUUUGGAGUCCCCGGUAUCAUUAUGUUCUUGGCUCUUGUUAUCUUCUUGCUCGGGACGAAGACGUAUCGAUGUUAUAUAGUGGAGAAGGAGAGCCCCUUCGCUCGAAUCGGCAAGAUGUUUUUGUCAUUGGCGAGGAGUUGGAAAGCGAGCCUUCUUCGGCCGAGAGAAGACAUCGAAAGACAACAGACCAAAUCUUCGACAUCGGAAGACGAAUGUGAACAAAAACGGAUAGACGAAGCCAAAGGAGUGCUCCAAUUGUUCCCGAUAUGGGCGACUAGCUUAGUUUAUGCCGUCGUCUUCGCCCAAUUGACCACCUUCUUCACCAAGCAAGGCAGGACUCUAGAUAGAGCCAUUACUUCAAGCCUGCAAGUACCGCCCGCGGCUCUCCAAAGCUUCGGAACUCUCUCCAUCAUCGCCUUCGUCCCGCUCUAUGAUCGAAUCCUCGUACCCUCAGCAAGGAAGUUCUCAAAGGUGCAUUCGGGCAUCACCAUGCUUCAAAGAAUCGGCGCGGGGAUGGUCGUGUCCUUGCUCUCGAUGGUGGUAGCAGCUCUCGUCGAAACGAAGAGGCUCAAUACCGCUAGGGACUCCGGCUUAAUCGACGAGCCAAAUGCCACUGUUCCAAUGAGCUUUUGGUGGUUGGUUCCUCAAUACGUGCUUAUCGGUAUCGCCGACGUGUUCACCAUAAUAGGGUUGCAGGAGUUCUUCUAUGAUCAGGUUCCCGAUGGUUUACGAAGCCUCGGUCUCGCUCUGUGCUUGAGUAUAUUGGGCGUCGGGAACUUCAUCAGUAGUUUCCUUAUUUCCGCGAUCGAUAAGAUGACGAGGAAGAACGGAGAUAGCUGGUUCUCGAAUAACUUGAACCGUGCACAUCUCGACUACUUCUAUUGGCUUCUCGCGGUGCUCAGUGCUUUGGAAUUGUGCUUGUUCUUAUACUAUGCGCGGAGUUAUAACUACAAGAAGAAGAUUGCAGUUUUGUGAUCAAAUCAAACACUAUGUUGGCGCCAGAUUUUAUUAAUCAAUGGCCAUUCUCAAAAAAGAAAGAAAAAAAGAAAAAAGUAAGUUGUUGUAAAAUUAUAAUCGUUAUUCAUAUUUGUACACUAUGUUGACGCCAGAUUUUAUUAAUAAAUGGCCAUUCUCAAAAAAGAAAGAAAAAAAGAAAAAAGUAAGUUGUUGUAAAAUUAUAAUCUUUAUUCAUAUUUGUACACUA